Molecule: messenger RNA, 382 nt
Organism: Staurois parvus
Lineage: Eukaryota; Metazoa; Chordata; Amphibia; Anura; Ranidae
Source: the annotation of a GenBank genome assembly
CACUGAUGAUCAGUGUGACCUGAUGAUUAGUGUAGCCCCAUCAGUGCCACCUGUCAGUGUCCAUCAAUGCCACCUGUCAGUGCCCAUCAGUGCCACAUCAAUGCCACAUAUCAGUGCCCAUCAGUGCUGCCUAUCAGUGCCUCCUAACAGUGCCAGUCAACAGUGCCACCUAUCAGUGCCUCCUAUCAGUGCCAUAUAUGAGUGCUGCCUUUCAGUGCCCAUCAGUGAUGCCUGUCAAUGCCCAUCAAUGCCACCUACCAGUGCCUCCCCAUCAGUGCCGCCUAUCAGUACCCAUCAGUGCAACCUAUCAGUGCCCAUCACUGCUGCCUCAUUAGCGCACACCAGUGAAGGAGAAAAAUCACUUAAUUACAGAAUUUUAUAA